This is a messenger RNA of Penicillium arizonense, 3819 nucleotides long. Its product is annotated as GRAM and VASt domain-containing protein. NCBI's taxonomy places the organism in Eukaryota, Fungi, Ascomycota, Eurotiomycetes, Eurotiales, Aspergillaceae. Gene Ontology annotation, cellular component: plasma membrane; endoplasmic reticulum-plasma membrane contact site; mitochondrion. Gene Ontology annotation, biological process: intracellular sterol transport. The record is from RefSeq and is a predicted model, not a curated record. Gene Ontology annotation, molecular function: sterol binding; sterol transfer activity. Bases 1 to 3819 code for a protein of 1272 amino acids. The transcript is spliced from 3 exons.
AUGGCCGAGUCUUCUUCCUCAAGUCUGAAAGGCGACAGAAGGUCACACCGCUCCUGGACAAUUUCAGCUGAAUCCAGUGUAAUCGAGAGCAAUGGUCGGUCGUCCGUGGACUCCAACCUCGAGAGGCCGAAGACACAGGGUGGAGAAGUAGCAGAUCCCAACAGGGCUGGUCCCAGUGGAUUCUCAAAGCUGCUCGAGGCACGUCGGAGGCGAAAGAAGAACAAGAAUAAAAAAAAUGACGACGAGCCGCCGGUACCUAGCGUGCCCCUGGACCAUGAUCUACAAGCAAGCCAAUCCAACGAAUCUCGCAAUGGAACUUCAGCAGGCAGCUCCUCCGUGGCUGAAAGUGCUGCGGCGCCAGAAGGAGAGGUCAUCAAUAUAUUAACGGAUGAUUCCGAGCCGGACAGGACUCCACCGCUCACCUCCCAUAACUCGCAUACCGGAUUUUACACUUCGUCCUCGCCAUUGAUCAAGACUACAUCGGUAGAUGCUGCAGAUACGGAAGGUUCUCAAGCUGAUGUCGAAUCGGCAAUUAGCGGUCCUAGUGCUACUGGGUCAGACUCGAAUCAGGGUGAACGGCAAUCCAGACGCCCGACCCAAUCUAGCCUCGCAUUGGAUGUCCCCGCCGAUACAAACAGUAAGCGACGGAGUGCGUCUCCCGGAAGGCGGUUCAAGGAUGCUUUCAGCUCAGACAAGAAAGCACCUGCCGAUGCCCCCGACACCUCGUCAGCCAAGUCUGGGGCGAAUAAAAGUGGGCGGAGUCUGUUCGGGGGCAGCCGGCGAAGCAGUCUCUCAUCCAAACGAGCUCAAGCGACUCCCGAUGAAGUCCCUCCUAUGCCGGCACCCAUUCGCACUGAUCUGACAGAUAAUAAGCCUCGUUCGCUUGAAGCGAGCCCCAUGCCAAAUACCCCUCCGCAUACCGCCAUUCCGGCCCCAGCAACAACAGUGACUCCUCCUACCCCCACUGAGCACCAACCUCUCAUCCCGCAAAUCAUGUCCAACGAUGUGACCGAUUCACCAGAGUCUAUCAAGUCUAGAAAUUCCAUAUCCUCCGGAACUGGAGUCACCACCGUCAGUCCGUCUGGGAACAUGAUAUCUCAUCGGCGGGUACGAUCUGCUUCCGCAGCUCAUGGCCCGAGCAAAUUAUCGAAUUCAGUCUCGGCAUUGACACCUCUCGAAGAAAAAACUCCCGGGGCGAAGACCCCGAACUCUCAGCAAAGUGGCUUUUUCUCUUCUGUGUUUUCGGUUGCCCAAAAUGCGGCAUCUUCGCUAAGUAACAGCCUAAACGCCCAGCAGAGGAAUCGUCCCAGCUCUCAACCGACUGCGGUUGACCUUGAUCAGACCCCAAUCGAGGGCGCUUCAGACGAGGUAGAACGGACUUCCGAAAAUGGGAGCAAGGGCGAGGAAAGCAAGCCCUCUGCAGUGGAGACUCUUGGUGCCGGAGACCUCAACUUUAGCCACCUCGAAUUCGAUGCACAGCCAGGCCAGGUCAUUUCAACCACCGACGGGGUGGUGAUCACGAAACCUGGAAGUCCGCUUGACAAGCGCAAGAACACUGCUGUCUUUCAGCGGGAUGAGGCGGCUGCCAAACUUGAAGACCAGCGAGCUGCGCGUGCUGUUCAAGUAGCAUAUGAACGGCCCUCGGAGCUGUCUUUGAUAGGCCCACCUGUAGACGAGGUUCUGGAGCUUCAGUCUACAACUUCGCUUCCGAGAGAUCCGCCAAUGAUGGGUGACCAGACUCCUCCCAGUGGUAGUGUCCUUGAUGGGGACCUCACCGGUGGCAUCAAACGGAGUGGGAGCGUACGCAGCAGACUUGCCCGGCGUCAUCGGGGCUCAUCUGGAGCAACAACCUCAACUAUCGGAGCAGCUGCCGUCAAUGCUAUCGCAUUGGGUGCUCCUGGUGCCAAUGCGAGUGUACCUCGGUUGACCGGUUUCGCGGUUGCAAGCAAGAAGCGCAACAGAGAUUUCCACCAGUUGUUCCGAAGCGUGCCUGAAGACGACUAUCUGAUUGAAGAUUACAGUUGUGCGUUGCAGCGUGAAAUCAUUCUUGCUGGCCGCAUCUACAUUUCAGAAGGCCACAUUUGUUUCUCCAGUAACAUUUUAGGAUGGGUUACGACUCUUGUGAUUAGCUUCGAUGAAGUUGUUGCAGUCGAAAAAGAGAACACCGCGAUGGUCUUCCCCAAUGCAAUUGCCAUCCAAACUUUGCACGCUCGCCAUACAUUCCGAAGUUUACUCAGUCGUGAAUCGACAUAUGACCUUAUGGUCAACAUCUGGAAGAUAAAUCACCCGUCCCUCAAGAGCUCUGUGAAUGGAACCCGCGUCACUGGCACCGGUGAUAAGACAGAGAAGGUUGAGGAUGAGGGAAGUGACUCCGAGAGCGACGUCUCCGACGAAGAUGAAAUAUACGAUGAGGACGAGGAAGGAGACAACGCCGACAGCUUCUUUGAGGCUGGCGGCAGUGCCAAUGCCAGCGCAACAUCUUUGCCGGUGAGAGCGGGUUUAAGUCGCAAGACUUCGAGUUUAUCCGCAAAUGCAAUUGCACCUGCAUCUGGAGCAACCACCACCGGCGCUACGAAGAGCGGCGACAAAGGUGCUUCCAAGGACGCGCCUCCUGACUUCCCUGGUCCUGUUACACACGCACCUACCGAAUAUGUCGAUCCCAAUGGGCAAUACGAAAAGGUCAUCAAAGACGAGACUAUCCCAGCACCCCUUGGCAAAGUCUACUCUUUGGUCUUUGGUCCAGCAUCCGGCGAGUUCAUGACCAAGUUCCUCGUUGACAAUCAAAAAUCCGGAGAGCUGCAGUUCGAAAGCACGGCAAAGGGGUUGACAAUCGAGAGUCCCAUCCGAAAGUAUUCGUACAUCAAACCUCUGAACGGGGCCAUUGGCCCGAAGCAGACUAAGUGUAUCAGUACCGAGAACUUGGACUUUUUUGAUCUUGAAAAAGCAGUUCUCGUUACGUUGAGCACUCAAACGCCUGAUGUCCCUAGCGGAAAUGUGUUUGCUACCAAGACAAAGUACCUUUUUACCUGGGCUGCAGACAACAAAACCCGCUUCCUCAUGACCUGUACCAUUGAGUGGACAGGUAAAAGUUGGCUGAAGGGUCCAAUUGAAAAAGGCGCAAUCGAUGGUCAAACAGCAUUCGGUACUGAGCUUGUUAAAUCCCUCAAUAUCGGAGUUGUUCCUCGCGGACGUGCAAACGGUGCUGGACGCGGCAAAGGUCGCCGCAAGAAGGGCGAUGGUACAGGCCGAGAGUCCACCGCAGCUGCGUCAUUGAAGGUUACUGUGGACUCCAACGUCGGAAAGGUCGAUUCUUGGGGACUAUUCGAGCCGAUUCGACCCUUACUAGAGCCUUUCGUUAGUCUUCUCAGUCCGCUAUGGAGUGGCAACAUGGCUGUCAUUCUCAUUGGUAUCCUGCUCUACCUGGCUUUCUUCAAAUCAUCAUCGUCCUCAUCUAUGCUCGCACAUGAAGUUGGCUGCCCUGGUUACAGCUUACCUCAGAGGCUGGCUGCAUACGAGGAGAUGUGGCGCCGCGAGGAGACCGAACUUUGGAACUGGCUGGAAGACCGUGUCGGCAUGGAUGGAAUGGUCUUCCCCAAUUCAUACCGUGCCCCCGAGCCACACCCGCCUCGGAGAUCAUCUGGAGGCAAUGCGGCCGACGAGCGUGAGCUAGCCUCAAGACUUCGUGAAGAGAAGGUAUCGGACCGUGAAAUGGACCAUGCUAUUCGCACCACGCGCCAACGCCUCGAUGUUCUUGAGGAGAUGAUGAACAAGCGCAAAACCCAAUGGGAGGACGAAUCAAUUCGGAAAUCUGAAUUGUGA